CACAGUUGCUCGCCUGUUGCCGAACAGGCAGUGACCUCACGGCGCCAUAUUAAAAUGCUCCCUCCUCUUUGCCUGUGAGAUCGUAGCUUAGCAGCAGCAGCUAGCCACCAGUCUGCUUUUUACAUCCACUGACAGAGGGCAACGCCGUGAUGGAGAUCGACUCGCUUCAAGAGGCGCUCCGAGAUUUCGAUAAGAAAGCAAAGACGGAGGAAUGUCCUCUUCUGGAGCAGUUUCUAUGUCAUAUUGCCAAGACAGGAGAGACAUUGGUGCAAUGGCCUCAAUUCAAGAACUACUUCCUGUUUAAAUUGGAGAAUGUGCUGGAUGACUUCAGAGCCUCGGCGCCUGAGCAAAGAGGUCCUGCAAAUCCAAAUGUCGAGUCAAUUCCAUUCGAAGAUAUGAAGGAGAGAAUCCUGAAAAUUGUCAAGGGAUACGACGGAAUUCCAUUUACGAUCCAGCGCUUGUGCGAGCUGCUCACAGAACCCAAGAGGAACUACACAGGAACAGAUAAGUUUCUCCGGGGAGUGGAGAAGAAUGUAAUGGUGGUAAGCUGUGUCCACCCAACCUCAGAGAAAAAUGGAUGCAGCGCUGUCAGCAGAAUGAAUGGAGUGAUGCUUCCUGGGAACACAUCUGCUUUUACAGAGAGGAAAGUGAACGGUCCUGGAACUCCCCGACCGCUGAACCGACCAAAGUUGUCUCUGGCCAACUCACUAUCAGCUAACGGCCUGCCAGACAGCACAGACAACAAAGACCUCGACACAGAGCACGAAGACGACAAAGACUCCAGUGAGGUGUCAGCGUCGGGAUCCCUGCCGAGCUCGGUGAAGAACAAACACCCCGAAGAAGCGGAGGAGGACAUGGAGGCCGAGCAACAGGAAGUGAAAAGACUUAAGUUCAGCAAGGACGACGAGGAAGAGGAAGACGAGGAGGACGAAGAGGAUGAGCAGGAGGCGGACACUCUGAGGCCUUUACACGCCACCUGCCAAUCGAAAGAGGCAGAAGCCAUGGUGCAGGAGGAAGACGAAGAGGAGAAGGCCGGCUACAGGAAGGACAAGGAGGCUUCCAGCAGUGCUGCUCCUCCAGAGGACCAAGAACCCAGCAGCAGCACGCAGGCCGAGGCGUGUUCGGGCUCCGGUGCGGAGGCGGAGCAGGCGGAGAGGGAGGUGCCGUGCGGCUCCCAGGAGGAGGGCAACGACAUGGAUCAGACGGAGCAGCAGGCGCCAGUCCUGGAGGGUCCGGAGAGCAGCAGGGACAGCGAGGAGAGCAGCAGCGACCCGGUGAGCAGCAGCAGCAGCGGGAGCAGCAGCAGCUGCAGCAUAGAGGAGGGGGCGGACGCAGCCAGAGAAGACGUAGCCCCCUCCAGCAGUACCUCCGAACCCCCUACAGAGGGCGCCAUGGAAAGUGCCACCUUGAACACUGGGACCACAGAGGAGCCCAUGGAGCAGGACUAAACUCAACCCCCCCCCCCAAAUCCCCCUUCUCUACCUGCAGCCAUGUGUGACCAUAAACCAGCUUGUCCUUGAUUCCAGCUUGACUGUCACUGGGAGCGAGGAGAACUGCACCUCGUACACAAGACAAAACGCCUCGUCCCGCUUUCUUUUUUUGGACACUCCUCCGAAAAUACCUGGCAUUGAUGUUGGCAUACAAAUACC
Gymnodraco acuticeps is the source of this 1649-nucleotide messenger RNA. RefSeq names its product protein phosphatase 4, regulatory subunit 2b (gene ppp4r2b). Gene Ontology annotation, molecular function: protein phosphatase regulator activity. The record is from RefSeq and is a predicted model, not a curated record. NCBI's taxonomy places the organism in Eukaryota, Metazoa, Chordata, Actinopteri, Perciformes, Bathydraconidae. Gene Ontology annotation, biological process: protein dephosphorylation. Gene Ontology annotation, cellular component: protein phosphatase 4 complex; nucleus; cytoplasm.